UUUUGUUUCUGUUUUAAGCAAAAAUUACAUAAAACUGUGAUAACCUUCUGUGAUCUGUGGUUUUAAGAUGCACAGUUUAAAAGAAUCCGUUACACACUUCCGUCAUUUUUGUCCGUAUUUACUUUAUAUUAAUUUUAUAAAAAUACCGUUUUCCUAACCUAGCUUUUAGCUUUCCAGCAGCUCGUUAGGUCCUCGUCUUUAUCUAUGGUUGUGUUGUCAUGAGUUCAGACGAGUGCGAUUUAAAAGAUGUUGAAGCCAAUUGGAAUAAAAUCGAACGCGAUUUGAUAAAGGUUGGACUAAAAGAUGGUUUAUCAGACGGUCGCGACUCAAAUUUUCAAAGUAGUUUUGAUAAAGGCUAUGCAGAUGGAUUCCAAAACGGGUUUCAGUUAGGAAAACUACAGUUUAUGAGGAGUGUAACAAAUAACUUGGCUAGUGCAGAAGCAACAGGAAUUCUAGAUAAAGCCAGCAAAGGAAUGUGUAUUGUAUGUACUACCGGGAAAGACAAUGAAAAUGUAGCGGAAAUCAGAAGGAAGCAAUCAGAAUUGUUAGCUUUGACCGUUGCUGGGGCUUUAAAAUACUAGACUUACUAAAGUAGUCUUAAUAUAAUAAUAUAUUUAUUAUUUGAA
Messenger RNA from Dendroctonus ponderosae (mountain pine beetle), 626 nucleotides. RefSeq lists its product as uncharacterized. The coding region runs from base 219 to 581 and encodes 120 amino acids. The transcript has 4 exons. The record is from RefSeq and is a predicted model, not a curated record. Lineage: Eukaryota; Metazoa; Arthropoda; Insecta; Coleoptera; Curculionidae.